Molecule: messenger RNA, 624 nt
Organism: Gymnodraco acuticeps
Lineage: Eukaryota; Metazoa; Chordata; Actinopteri; Perciformes; Bathydraconidae
Product: histone H3
Exons: 1
Coding region: 22-432 (136 amino acids)
Cellular component (GO): nucleosome
Molecular function (GO): protein heterodimerization activity; structural constituent of chromatin; DNA binding
Source: RefSeq, a predicted model, not a curated record
UGUGAACACUGAGAAACUACAAUGGCCAGAACCAAGCAGACAGCUCGUAAAUCCACCGGAGGAAAGGCUCCCAGGAAGCAGCUGGCCACCAAGGCUGCUCGUAAGAGCGCCCCGGCCACCGGCGGAGUGAAGAAACCUCACCGUUACAGGCCCGGUACCGUGGCUCUGAGGGAGAUCCGCCGCUACCAGAAGUCCACCGAGCUGCUGAUCCGCAAGCUGCCCUUCCAGCGCCUCGUGAGGGAGAUCGCUCAGGACUUCAAGACCGACCUGCGCUUCCAGAGCUCCGCCGUCAUGGCUCUGCAGGAGUCCAGCGAGGCCUACCUGGUCGGCCUGUUCGAGGACACCAACCUGUGCGCCAUCCACGCCAAGAGGGUCACCAUCAUGCCCAAGGACAUCCAGCUGGCCCGCCGUAUCCGCGGGGAGAGGGCUUAAACUGACCUGAGACCAGAACACCCAAACACAACGGCUCUUUUAAGAGCCACACACACUUUCAAAGAGUUACAAUCCUACUCAUUAUUAUUAUGAUACUGGUUCAUAUUAUGUUUGGUUAGCUGUACCGUGAUGAAUGAAACAAGAAAGGUUGUUGUUUACUGAAGUUACAAAGACAUUAAAAUGUGAGCAAUA